Messenger RNA from Adineta ricciae, 384 nucleotides. Lineage: Eukaryota; Metazoa; Rotifera; Eurotatoria; Adinetida; Adinetidae. The record is from the annotation of a GenBank genome assembly.
AUGUUAUUUGAAAUGAUUUUAAUGAAAUUUGAUUCAAAUGAAUUAUCUCGUGCGGGGACAUUUCUUGGACCAUUUUCUUUAACUUUAUUUAUUCUUCUCGUUGUUUUCAUUUGCUUAAGUAUCUUUUUAUCAAUUAUCAAUGAUAAUUUUCGACUCGCACGGGAAAAAGUCAUCGAAGAUCCGGAAGUAUUUUCACAUAUAAUCAGGAAAUUUCUUCAAUGGACAGGAAUGCGAAAACGACCAGAAUGGGAAAUUCAAGAAGAAAAAGAUCAACAAAUGCGUGAAAACUAUUUGUAUACAACCGAUACACUUCGAUUAAGAACAAAUCAAUUGGUCAAUCAGAUAAAUCGAAUGUAUUUCAAUCAACGAACAGCAAAUGUUUAA